This is a messenger RNA of Lactuca sativa (garden lettuce), 399 nucleotides long. The record is from RefSeq and is a predicted model, not a curated record. NCBI's taxonomy places the organism in Eukaryota, Viridiplantae, Streptophyta, Magnoliopsida, Asterales, Asteraceae.
AUGGAAGAUGAUUGUAAUCCUAAGAGGGAACGUCAAAGAAGAUUGGAUCCUCCAAUGAUGGAAGUGGUCAAGAAGAAGAUAAUUAAAAGGUUUAAAAGGUGCAAAGAGAAGAAAAAGGCAUUUCAUGACAAGCACAUCACCCAAAAACACUUUAUUCCGGGUCAAAAAGUUCUUCUUUAUCAUUCACGCUUAAAGCUAUUCCCGGGAAAAUUGCGAUCUCGAUGGCAUGGACCUUUUAUUGUUAUAAAAGUGUUUGAUCCUAGUGUGGUUGAAAUCAAGAGUUUGGAAACAAACCAAAUCUUCAAAGUGAAUGGGCACCAUUUGAAACUAUUUUAUGAAGGCUUUGACACGGGAGAAUUCGACAACGUAACAAUGGAAACACCGAUUUACAAAGGUUGA